AUGAUUGUCGUUACAGACACUAAUCGGUCGCCCAUCAUCGGGAUCCUGGCCUGGCUGCUUCUGGUGAUCUCGAGCUUGGCUGGGGCUGCACGGCUGGGGAUCAAGUAUGCUAUUACCCGGCGAUUCUCGAUGGAUGAUUAUUUGAUCUUCGUUUCGCUGGUUAUUAGUUUUUUACAGACAGGGUGUAUCUCCAUUGCUGUCCACAAUGGCUACGGCACAGAACAGAGUGCUUCGUCGGACGAGCAGAUAGAGACAGCCCUGAAGGCCUUGUAUGCCGCGUACCUGCUCUAUAUCAUCAGCCUGUCCUUCGCCAAACUGAGCGCUCUGGCGUUCAUGACCUUUCUCAUGCAGCGCACUCGGAAGAUGGAAUGGGUGUUCACCGGAUUGAUCGUCGUAUGGGCUAUAAGCGCCGAAUUCGCACUCGCUUUCCAGUGUGGCUUCCCAAACCCGUGGGAUCUGGCCAAACACAAUUGCUUUGAUCGCGAGGCCUGGUGGCUCUAUUUCGGGGUGACCAACAUAUUAUCCGAGUUUGCGUUGAUAGUCAUCCCGAGCCUUCUCGUUCUUCACAUCCAGAUGGCCGACUCGAAGAAAGUCGUCGUUAUCUGCUGUUUUCUCACGCGCCUUUCGGUUGUUGGUGCCAUCAUCGUCGAGCUUGUGUACCGCGAUUCCAGCAAAAACGCGGAGGAUCCUCUUCUGGAACUCUGGAAAGUCGCAGUCUGCAUUCAGUUGAUCCAGAGUUUCGCCAUCCUCGCCGCCUGCAUCCCGCACCUGAAGCCGUUCAUGGAUGGGCUGCAGUCCACUGGCCUCCGGCUCUACUAUCUACCGGGCGAGACAUCCAGACAGGGAGACUACAACUAUGGGAGCAGGGGAAAGACCGUCGGGCAUCAACUCAGCGGGCUGGCGGGAACAGCUGUCGCCAACAGCACGACGGUGUUUGCAAAUCGGCCACAGCCCGACUGGAACGACGACAACAUGAGCCAGAACAGCCAGAGUCACAUCAUUCGAGAGACAGUAGAGUGGGUCGUAGAAGAGCAGUAUCAUCCGGAAGCCGCAGAGAAUCACCGCGCUAGUCGAAUUCUCGAAAUCCCGUCCGGUGAGAGCCACGAACUGCAUGACUUGUCCUAG
Molecule: messenger RNA, 1125 nt
Organism: Aspergillus heteromorphus CBS 117.55
Lineage: Eukaryota; Fungi; Ascomycota; Eurotiomycetes; Eurotiales; Aspergillaceae
Exons: 5
Coding region: 1-1125 (374 amino acids)
Source: RefSeq, a predicted model, not a curated record